AGAGAGAUGGGUCGAGUAUCUUCAACAAGCAUUGCAAAGGCGGAGAAGGUUUCUUGGUACGGCGCUUUGUUCAUGGCGGUGAUGCUGCUGCUCAUGAGCUGCUGUAAAGAAGAACAAGCGAGCGAAAGAGAAGCGGUGCUGCGGCAGUGGAACAAGGCGUGCGAUGAAAUAUACGUGGUGAGGGAAGGGGAGACGCUGCACACCAUCGGUGAAAAAUGUGGGGAUCCUUUCAUCGUUGAACAAAACCCUCACAUUCAUGACCCUGAUGAUGUUUUCCCUGGCCUUGUUCUCAAGAUUACCCCUUUCAACAAAUAAACCAGUUUUAUUAUACCCAACU
Molecule: messenger RNA, 337 nt
Organism: Hibiscus syriacus
Lineage: Eukaryota; Viridiplantae; Streptophyta; Magnoliopsida; Malvales; Malvaceae
Exons: 1
Coding region: 7-315 (102 amino acids)
Source: RefSeq, a predicted model, not a curated record